Messenger RNA from Eutrema salsugineum, 948 nucleotides. RefSeq lists its product as uncharacterized. The record is from RefSeq and is a predicted model, not a curated record. The transcript has a single exon. Lineage: Eukaryota; Viridiplantae; Streptophyta; Magnoliopsida; Brassicales; Brassicaceae. Bases 316 to 768 code for a protein of 150 amino acids.
AAUCAAAACCAUGGAAUCUAUCAAAGUCCAAAUCCCUAAAUCAGAUCAUCUCUCUUCGCAAAAGCCAACUCCAUACCUUUCCUCCAUGGCUUCUUCAUUGUUUUCCCAAACAAGCAAAAUCCCCAAUCUGGAUACUUCCCCAAUAAACCCGUGAACGAAAAAAACUUCACUUUUUCUCUUAAAAAUCUUCUCUUUUCAUCUGGGUCUUUAACUUUUUGUGUGUGAAAGCUAAAUAGAUUUUUCGAUCAAUUUGAAAAACCCAGCAAGAAAAAUAAAGUCUUUCUCUUUUUUUUUUUUUAAAUCAUCUUCUUCAUCAUGACUACAGCAACUUCGAUGAAUCCAUCUCUCUUUCGUGUAAUCUGUAUACUCCAUUCGAUAAUCGCUCUAACUAGUGGAACCCUAAUGAUGUUCUACACUGAGAAAGCUUCGAUCUUUGGACACGGAAGAGAGAUUGCGAGCAAAAUAAAAGGAUCAACGCCACACGAUGAGCUACUCAUACAGAUUUCUCAGUCAUUCUCUGGUUUGCUUCUCUUUGCGAUUGGCUUGGUACUGUUUAUGGUGUCUUUCGUUAAAGACAGAGAGUUUCAUAGCUUCUUCGCUGGAGGUUCUGUGGUUCUCUAUGUGUUAAUGGCUUCGUGGAGAGUUUUGUUCGAGUGGAAAAUUGAAGAUCUUGCUUAUGAAUGGCCUAAACAAGCUCUUGGAGACAUAGCUUUGGGGAUAUCUUGGGUUUUCUUUCUUGUUUAUUCGUGGAGAGAGAAGUAUGAUUAAAUGAUGAUGUCUUUGAUAAUUUUUUCUUUUAACUUGUGGGCUAAGCAAAAAGAUUUCAUCUUCAGAUUUGGUAAAGAGCAAACUGAAAUCAUCUAUCAUAAUUCAGACCAGACCAGAUCAGAUCAGAUCAGAUCAAACAAUUAAUUGUUUGGACUCACAGAUUCAAAACAUCAAGGAUUU